Messenger RNA from Ostreococcus lucimarinus CCE9901, 501 nucleotides. RefSeq lists its product with no specific name. Lineage: Eukaryota; Viridiplantae; Chlorophyta; Mamiellophyceae; Mamiellales; Bathycoccaceae. The coding region runs from base 1 to 501 and encodes 166 amino acids. The transcript has a single exon. The record is from RefSeq and is a predicted model, not a curated record.
AUGGCGCACGCGGCGCACGUCAUGGGCGCGCUCGGUGCGGUGCCGUUCGUCGGUCUCACGCCGCAAGCGCGCGACGCGCUCGGUCUGCGCGCCGUGGCGAGCGGCGAGACGUGCGCUCGAGCGCAAAUCGCGUACGGGGCGACGAUUUUGAGCUUUCUCGGUGGCAUCCACUGGGGCCUGGCCGCGGUGAAGCACACGGUGGUGAAGCAUUGGAAUCCAACGCCCGCGCAGCUCACGGCGAGGUACGCGUGGUCGGUGACGCCGAGCCUGCUGGCGUGGGCCGCGCUGUCGGCGCCGAGCGAGGUGGCGGCGUGCGGGACGCUCAUGGGAGGUUUACUCGCGUGUGCGGGCGUCGACACGGUGUACGCGCGCGCGGGAGGGUACCCGCGAUGGUUACUGCCGAUGCGCUACGGGCUCACGGCGGCGGCGACGCUGAGCCUCGCGGCGACGGCGUUUCGAGGCGCGGACGAAGGCGAGCGCUCGAAAUCGAAACGUCGUUGA